AUGUCAUUUUCCUUGGUAGAAGUCUCAUUUGGAACCAAAUUAAGAACAUGUUAGUGGGAUACAAUAUAGCCAUUGACUUAAACUUGGGAUCUCAACACUUCUCAAAUUCUCUGUUUGUUUCCUCCGGAGAUCAUCGGUCCUAGAAAAUUGAAGAGCCUCUUGCCUGUUUCUGGGGGUUUGAGUGUUUUCUUCUGAUCACUAUUCAGAAUGCCUUUCUUCAUCCCAACAUUGAUUGCGCAAUCUACAUCAGCUAUUUAUAAUCCUUGCAAGGACUUUGUGCUGUACAUUAAAGGUAAGAAGCAUGACAUUGAAGAUUUGGAGGAUAAUUUGACAAAGCUCGUGGUAGAGGUAAUCAUCAUUCAGUCAAACAAGGACAAAAUUGAUCGAAUCCUUAAAGGGUCAGUCUCUAAAGAGAAGAAUAAUGCAUAUCAUAUUGUGGAGAAGCAGAUUGAAGUUAUUCUUAAGAGGUUCACCAAGUUCAUUACCAAGUACCAAAAAUACACCACUGAUUUCCCAAGUGCUGUGCCCAAGUCAGAUGCCUUAAAAGAGCUGCUUGAGCUCGGCGCCUAUGAAGAGCUGCCUGAUGAAGACACCCUAAAAGCAAGAAAGAUGAUUGAUGAACUGGAGAAAAGAAAGCCAAAGAUCUUGACACGUAAUUUCUUCAAGCUUGCACAACUCAGCAGAGACGUUGUCAAGCUGACCAAGGACAUCCAUGGGCUCGUAGAUAGUGUGAAGCCGGACAAUCUGCUAGUUGAGAAGAAACUAGAAAUUGUUCAGGUGCAACAUACUGAUGAUGAUCGGCCUUUGCAUGGUAGCUAUGUUGCCGAUCUUGUCAGAUACAUGUCUGAUCAAAAUUUGAAACGAAUUGGUAUAACGGGCCCAUCGGGAGUAGGAAAAACAACAAUUUUGAGAAAGUUGAAUAAUCAACUUGAAAAUAUUACCUCAUUGUCCGAUGGGAAGAACAGUUUCAGGUUAGAGAUUGUCAUCUGGAUAACUUUUCCUACAGAACUGGGUAAAAAAGAAAUGAUCAUAAAGAAGAUACAGAAUGAGAUAAUACAACGGUUAAAGCUCUAUCGAGAGAGUUCUAACAGUGUAAACCAGAAAGCAUUUAUAAUUUCCACAUUCUUGUGUCAGAAGAGAUAUAUAGUGCUCAUGGAUCAGGUUGCCUCAUACAUUGAUCUGAAUGAUGUGGGAUUAAGAGAAGACCACCUUUAUGGAAAAAUUGUGAUUGCAUCAAGUAACAAGAAGCUUAUUCACCGUAUGAUGGAUCAAGUGGUCGAAAUAAAGAAACUAUCGGUAUCUGAAGCAAAGAUGCUUUUUGAGAGUAUCUAUGGCAAAAUUCAGGCUGAUCACAACGUUAUUGCUGACAGAAUAAUUGAGUGCUGUGGGGGGCUACCCCGUUUGAUAGCAUUAGUAGCCAAGUAUUUACAAGACACAAAAAGCUCGUGGUAUGAUGUGAAACGAAUGUUACAGUCUGACAUUGAAUCUGAUGACUUGCUAAGCCUAGGAGAACUUGCCAAUGGUUAUAAGAUGAUGUAUGAAGGCUUGAGGCCGAAUUAUGUGAAAAAAUGCCUACUCUAUGGUGCACUGUUUCCGAGUGAGCAUAAGAUUCACAAAGACUAUUUAGUAGAAUGUUGGAUGGCUGAGCGUUUCAUUGAUAUAAAUGAUACCAGAAGGCUGAGGGCUACUCGAGACCGUGGAGUGACAGUUCUGAAGGAACUUACAGAUAAGUACCUGCUCGAAUGGUGUUCUGACAAUUAUGUCAAGAUGCCACUGUAUUUUAGAAAAGUGGCUCUAAAACAGAAGUGCCCGGACGAGGAAAAGUGCGUAAUUUGGGUGCCACAGAACCAUGAAGUUCUCAAUGGAGAAAUCUGGAAGAAAGCAACACGAAUGUCGUUCAUCUGUUGUAAUUCUGAACUACCUGAAACUCCAGAAAGCAGCGACUUGUCUACCUUGUUAAUGCAGAGGAAUCCAGAGUUGGUAACCAUUGGAGCUUCAUUCUUUCGCCAUAUGACAAAUCUUUUAGUUUUGGAUUUACAUGAAACAGGGAUAAAAACGUUACCAGAGUCAAUCUCUAGCUUGGUUAGUCUUGUGAGUUUAUAUUUGAAUAAUUGUUCCCAACUUGCUCAACUACCAGCUGAAGUAAAAGGGCUGAAGAAGCUGGAACUGCUUGAUAUUCGGGGAACUUCAGUUCCAGCUUUACCUGAUGAAGUUGGUGAAAUGGUUUGCUUGAGGUGUUUGAGACUUUCAUUUGCCCAAAUUCAAUGCCAAUGCGAUAGUGAAAGAAAAAAAGGUUGUUUGAUGAUUCCUCGCAAUAUAAUCUGUCUUCUAAAACAUUUAGAAGAAUUCACCAUUGAGACAGGCUGCUGCAAUCAAGGCUGGAUAAAUAUUGCCGAUCACGUGGUUGAUGAGCUAGCCAGCUUAGACAAGUUGACCACUCUUAGCUUCCACUUCCCAAGUGUGUGUAGCCUUGAAAAGUUUGUUAAUUACAGCAAAUCCUGGAAAAACACAAAGACCCACUGGGAAAACAAUACUUUGCGGUCCUUCAAAAUUUCUAUUGGUUUCUCUGAGACGAAGUAUCCAGACAGUCUAGAUUUCUCUGGAAUUUUAGAUGAAAGACAACUGAGAUUCCUCACCAGCGGAAAAAUUUCUUCAGUCAAAGAAGUACUAAAGCAGGCAAGUGCUUUUGAAUUAGUUGAUCAUUCAGGUGUGAAGAGCUUGAGUGAAUUUGACCUGGAAAAUACAGGAGCACUGAAAGUUUGUGUAGUCAAAUGCUGCAAGGGAUUGCUAAACAUUGUGGACACUGAAAAAACUGAUGGGAGGUUGGAAAUUAGGGAAGAGACUACUGGUGCAGUGCUGCAAUGCUUGGAGAAGCUGCAUUUAUUUGAUCUCCUGUCGCUACAAUCUAUUUGGAAGGGACCAGUGCUUCCAGGAAGCCUUUCAAACUUGAAGGUUCUAACGCUGUUUGGCUGCUCCGAGUUAACAGAGAUUCUGAAUCACGAGCUAGCAAAAGCUCUUUCAAGUCUAGAACACCUAAAAGUUGAAAAUUGUUCCAUAAUUGUGGAUAUUGUGAAGGUAGAAAUCUCUGGCAGGCAGAAACAGGCUGAUAUGUCGGAUAUCCUACACAAGGUUGAGAUUGUUGAACUGGUAAACUUGCCAAAUCUGCAAAGCAUAUGCAGGAGUACCUCAUUGAACUGGAAAUCAUUGAGAAAAACUGUAAUUCUAGGUUGCAGCAACUUGCAAUAUCUGUCUUUAACACUAAGUAAUGCAGAGAAGCUAGAGACAAUACAAUGCGAAGCUAGUUGGUGGACUACAAUUCGGUUGUCUGAUGAAGAGAAGGAGCAAUUUGGUCGUCUUCUUGAUUUUAUUAUCAUGGAACCACCAGCAACUGUUGGAUUCCAUUCUCAAGGAGAAUCAUCUAGCAGUGGAAGAUCAGAUAAUCCUCAGGAUUCAAACAAUAUCGAUUCACAAACAUAUAAUGUUGACAACAUGAUGCCUAAUGAACAUACAAUCUCAAGCAAUGGUAGUUCAAAUGGCUCCAAUGUGAAACCUGGCCUGAAGGAAAGGCAAAAAUCAGUAAAGACUUUUGUGUCAUCAGAAACAGUUGCACAAGCAGAGACUUCUGGGGAAGAUUCUGAAGUUAAGAGAUUAUACACAGUUGAGAGUGCACCCUGUCGGUUGUCAUAUUCAGAGGAACUAUUGUGCAAAGAUGGAUCACAUCAGAAUGCUCCACAGAGAGACGAAAAACAGGCAGCAGGAUAAUGUGGAGAACUGUAAACUUCAAGUGGAGGUUAGUAUUUUUUUUAUUUCCUGUUAUAAAUUCUGAUGUUACCAAAGCACUUAUUUUAUUCAACAUGGUUUUCUGUAAAAUCUUGCUGAUUGUUUUCAUGUUCAUUUCAGAUUUCAUUACUUUGUAUUUCAAGUUUAUGCCUUCUUGUUACAUUCCACCAUAAGAUUCUAUUUCCUAAAAUACAAUAC
Sesamum indicum (sesame) is the source of this 3978-nucleotide messenger RNA. Its product is annotated as disease resistance protein At4g27190-like. Lineage: Eukaryota; Viridiplantae; Streptophyta; Magnoliopsida; Lamiales; Pedaliaceae. Gene Ontology annotation, molecular function: ATP hydrolysis activity; ADP binding; protein binding. The record is from RefSeq and is a predicted model, not a curated record.